Molecule: messenger RNA, 5751 nt
Organism: Blepharisma stoltei
Lineage: Eukaryota; Ciliophora; Heterotrichea; Heterotrichida; Blepharismidae
Source: the annotation of a GenBank genome assembly
AUGCAAUUACGCUAUUCAAAAAACCUCCAGCCCGCUGUGGAUGGAAUGCAAAAAAUUUCAGCGAUCACCUGGUCUGCAAAUGGUAUGAGGCUCGCAGUCUCAACGGCUGACCGAGUUGUCCAUCUUUACGACGACCAAGGUGAGCGCAAGGACAAAUUUCCUACCCGCCCUGCUGAAAAAGGCCAGAUGUCCUACGUAGUCCGUGCUUUGGCCUUUUCUCCUGACUCAACCCGCCUUGCAGUAGCUCAAAGCGAUAAUAUCGUUUUUGUAUACAAGCUUGGGACUGAAUGGGGUGAGAAAAAAUCGAUCUGCAAUAAAUUCCCUCAAUCUUCAGCAGUAACCUGUAUGAAUUGGCCUCGUACCAAAGCUCAUGACAUCAUUUUUGGUUUAGCUGAAGGCAAAGUAAAAUCCGGUCAAGUCAGAAGUAAUAAAGCAGCUACCUUGUACUCGUCUGAAUCAUAUGUAGUAUCGGUGGCUUCAAGUAUUGAUGGAGAAACUAUCAUUUCUGGGCAUUUAGAUGGGACAAUUUAUAGGUAUACGUUGGAAAAUCAUCAGUUAGCGAAAAUUGUGGCACAUCCGUCUGUACCUUAUGCAUUGGAUUGGGGUGAACAUAUAUGUGCGGCAGGAAAUGAUGGGAAAGUGAUUUUUUAUACAGAUGAUGGAAAUGUGUUUCAGAGGUUUGACUAUUCGUAUGAUACGUCUGUAAAAGAGUUUACUGUGGCUGCGUUUAAUCCGGCUGGAGAUACUGUUGUGAUUGGAAACUUUAACAAGUUCUUUGUGUAUGGGUAUAACCCUAAAAGACCAGAAUGGGUGGAAAAAUUAGUAAAAAAUAUAGAAAACCUUUAUAGUGUCACUGCAUUAUGCUGGAAACCUGAUGGGUCUAAAGUUGUAUUAGGCUCUUUAUGUGGCUCUGUCGAUGUCUUUGAAAUCUGCUUAAGAAAAGCCCGGUACAAAGGAAAAUUCGAGUUCACCUACGUCUCAAUCAGCCAAGUCAUCGUAAAAGAGCUCGCAUCCAGCUUAAAAGUCGCCAUAAAAAGCGAUUUCGGCCUGGAAAUCAACAAAAUCAAUAUCUAUCAAGACAGAUACGUCGUUGCCCACACUGCUGAAACUCUGCUUCUCGGUGACCUCGAGACUUCCCGCCUCAGCGAAAUCCAAUGGCGAGGUUCCGGCAAAGAAAAAUAUGAUUUUUCCUCCCCUGGUGUCUGCAUGAUUUUCAAUGCAGGAGAACUUACCUUAGUUGAAUACGGCAGCAACGAAAUCCUGGGGAAUUGUAGAACUGAACAGAUGAGCCCUCAUUUAAUUUCUGCACGACUUAACUAUUCUCGCGUUAAAUCUGAAGAAGACUACCAUUUAGCUAUCAAAAUUAUUGCGUUUCUGCUAGAUCCUCACACUAUUUGUGUCCAAGACUUAAAGACAGGAAAUUCAGCAGCUUUAAUAAACCAUGAUGCCAAAAUUGAUUUCUUAGAGCUCAAUGCGUCAGCGACCAAGCUUUUGUAUAGAGAUAAGAGGAGACAGCUGAUGCUUUAUAAUAUAAAAACUCAGACCAAGUCGACGCUGCUGCAGUUUUGCUCAUAUGUCCAAUGGGUGCCGAAUUCAGAUGUAGUGGUCGCUCAGAGCAGAAAUAAUUUAAAUGUGUGGUAUAAUAUAUACCUUAGAAAAGCUUAUAGCUUUUUGGCUUAUUUAUUGAAAGCAAGGACUGCUAAUAAAUGCUUGCUUAUUAGUACUAGCAAGCCAGUUAGUUAGUUUCGGAGCUAUUUUUGAUAAUAGAAGUCUAUAAAUCUUCCUUAGGUAUAGAUGACCCUGACAAAGUGACUGUUUAUAAUAUCAAAGGAGAAGUAGAAGAAAUCGAAAGAAAUAAAAACGGGACUGAAGUUAUCGUAAAUGAAGGAAUGUCAACUGUCAGCUAUGCUCUAGAUGAACCUUUAAUAGAGUUCGGAUUUGCUUUGGAAAGCAGAAACUUAGCGAGAGCUGUAGAAAUUUUAGAACCGCUUAAUAACACCCCAGAAAUUGAAGCAAAUUGGAAAGCACUGGCAGAAAUUGCCUUAGAAGAACAAAAUUUAAGGGUAGCCGAGCAGUGUUAUUCAGCCCUGGGAGAUGUAGGGAAGUCAAGAUAUCUUCAUAAAGUCAAUAAACUUUGUGACAAGCAUAAAGCAGAAACUGCUCAAGAAGGGAUUCAGUCUUAUUUAGUCCAGGCUAAGCUGUCUGCACUUGAAAAACAGUUCCAUAGAGCUGAAGCUAUUUUGCUAGACCAAAAUGACGUAGAAGAAGCCAUGGAGAUGUACCAAGAACUCCAUAGGUGGGAUGAAAUUAUAGCUGUUUAUAUUAACAAGAAUUUCUCUUUGUAAUAAAUUAACAGAUGUUUAUUAAUAUACUAUAAAUAAGGAUAUUAAUAUUGCAGAAAAGAGAAAGCACCCUAAACUGCACGAUCUAAAGGCAAAUUAUUUUAAUUGGCUAUUACAGACUAACCAAGAAGAAAAAGCUGCUGAAGUAAAAGCUAGAGAUGGAGACUACCCAGGCGCUAUCAGUUUAUAUCUAAAAGGCAAACUUCCAGCAAGGGCUGCAGCAUUAGUAAGCAAAUAUAAUAUAAACAACUCAGAUAUUAUGGAAAAAAUUGCAUCAGCCUUACAAGCUGCUGAAAUGCAUGAAAAAGCUGGAGAAUUUUUCGAAAAAUUAGACAUGCCUGACAAAGCACUAGAGUCGUAUGUAAAAGGAAAUGCUUAUAGAAAAGCUGUAGAUUUAGCUUGUGGCUUUUGAUGAUUUUUCUUGUUCUAAAUAUUUCUUUUUAUUUUUUUCUAGAUAUAUUAUCAUAUUUUUUACAGAAAAAUGGUAUUAUUAAUAAGUAAAAAUCAUGGAGCCGAUUUAGCUAGAAGAAAUUAUCCUACUUAUAUAGCGAAACUUGAAGAAAAAUGGGGAGAUUACUUAGUCUCACAAAAACAGAUGGAUGCCAGUGUUAACCAUUUCAUAGAAGCCGGGGCAUACCAAAAAGCUAUAGAAGCUGCUAUAAAUGCAAGACAGUGGACUAAAGCUGUCCAACUGCUAGGCCAGCAAAGCCAAGACGUAGCUAAGCCUUAUUACAAACAAAUAGCAAAGCAUUAUGCAGACAUAAGACAAUUAGACCAAGCCGAAAAGUUUUAUAUGAAAGCUGGAGCUUUUAACGACGUUUUUGAAAUGCUGACAAGCAAUAAUAAAUGGGAGCAGGCUUAUAGGUUUGCAUGCAAAAAUAUGCCUGAUACUGAAGUUACGCUGCUGUAUACAAAACAAGCACAGAAAUUAGAAAGUGAAGGACUAUUGAAAGAAGCCGAAAAAAUGUAUUUGACAGUAAAUGAGGCAGAUAUGGCAAUUAAUAUGUAUAAAAAAGCACAACAGUAUGAUAAUAUGAUCAAAUUGGUAGCAAAAUAUAGAAAAGAAUUACUUAAGGACACGCAUAUUUAUUGGUAAUAUAAAUAAAACUAUUUUAGAUUUUUAUGCAUUGAAAUUUUAGGAAAAUCAUGAUAUUUUAGCUUGGAAAAAUUAAUAAAUCGUUUUGAAUAGGAAAAAAAAUAGAAAGCCUGUUUUAUUGGCUCAACAAUUUGACGCAGAAGGGAAAUUCAAAGAAGCUGAGCACCAUUUUGUAGAAGCAGGAGCUUGGAAAAUGGCUGUUGACAUUUAUAGGAAGAAAAACAUGUGGGAUGAAGCUUUAAGGCUCGCCAAAGCAUAUGGCGGCCCUAAAGAAAUCGCAGAAGUCGCCAGAAAAUGGGCUGAAACCCACGCUGGUAAAGGUGGCGGUUCUGAUCUGCUUAUGAAGCAAGGACUUGUAGAAGCUGCCUUAGAAUUCGAAGUCGAACAGCGCAAUUAUGAUGCUGCUUUCAGACUUGCAGAAGCCCAUUGCCGCCAUCGUCUAAACGACGUCCACUUAAGCUACGCUCUCUAUUUAGAAGACGAAAACCGCUGGAAAGAAGCUGAAGAAGAGUUCAUCAAAGCUGGCCGAGCCCAAGAAGCCGUCAAUAUGUAUGAGCACCAAGGUGAUUUUUAUUCCGCCCUACGCGUUGCCCGCCAAUACUGUCCAGAUAUGGUCCCUGAAAUUUUAUCCUCACAAGCCAAAUACCACAUAGACCGCGGCGAAUUUCCAAAAGCUGAGCAAUGUCUACUUGCUGCAAAACUCCCAGAAAAAGCAGUAGAAAUGUACGCAAAUGCUAGGAUGAGAAAUGACGCUAUAAGAGUUGCCAAAGACCAUGCCCCACAUUUAGUAUCUAGAGUUAUUAAUGUGGAAGAAGCAACUGGUGCUGAAGAUAUGAAACAGACAGCAAGGGUUUUAGAACAAAGCAGGGAUUAUGUUAAAGCGAUUAAUGCGUAUUUAUCCAUUUCUCAAGAUGUAACUAAUGAUUUUGAUUUAUUAGAAGAAGUCUGGGAAAGGGCUGUGCAACUGGCAAUGACUUAUGAUAAAGACGGCUUAUUUUUUAUGACAAUUUUUUACGAAAUUUAGCCAUUUUUCUAUAAGAUAUAGAGAAUUUUUCUGUGAUCAGAAAUAUAUAUAGCCAUAAAGACAGAUGCCAACAAAUAAUUAUGCUGGUCAGUCAAAGACUAAAAGGAAUCCAAAGGUAUGAUGCAGCUGCUGAUAUGUAUGCAGGAAUCGGGCAGUAUGAAGAAGCUAUAAAAUGCUACAUAGAAGGUAAGGACUUUAAGAGAGCUAAAGAAAUGGUCAUGAGUAUCAAAAAUACUGACAUUGAAGCGAAACUUAGAAAUUUAGUAGAAAAUGAAGAGAAAAAGUACUUACAAGCAAAAGGCGACUAUACUGGAUUGAUGCCAUUAGAUAGAAACGCUGCAAGAGAUAUAAUAAUCUCAGGUGGAGAUUGGGAAGGAGCUUUAGAAAAAGUCAAAGGAAAUCCUCAGAUGUUAAGCGAAAUCUUGCUCAAAUGCACCACUCACAUGACAGAAGAAGGCCACUUUGCCCAAGCCUUAAAGAUUUUUUCUGUUUACGGAAGUCCAGCAGACUCAGCAUUUUUCACCAUAUAUAAAACUCUUUGUGUAGAAGUCCUCGCCGAAUGUGAAGAUGAAGAAAUUUACGAUUUAAGGACUGUUCUUAAGCUACUCCUAGACAAUAUGUAUGACAGAAACUCACCAGUCACCAAAGAAUUCGAGCGUUAUUUCAGGAUUAUCCAGCUGCUUUAUCUCAAAGGUACAUGCAAAAACAAAAACCAGCGUGGUCUUUAUACCAAAAUCUGUGUAUCUCUAUUAAGAUAUACCAAUGAAGUCAGGGUCGAUAAAGCUUUUUAUGAUGCAGGAGUAGCUUGUCAAGAAGAAGGAUGACUAAAUAUGGCGUUUAUCUUUUUAAAUAGAUAUUUAGAUAUUGCAGACGCCAUACAAGACCCAGACACAGGCGCAGCCGCAUUAGGCGACAAUACUGAUUUUGAAGGGACUGAUAUUCCGACCUCCAAUAUUCCUCUCCCAGACAACAAUAUCACUGAUAACGACACCCGCGACAGGCUUAGAGACUGGGUUUUGCAAGUGUCUAUGGACCACCGCGUCGAACAAAAACUUAGCACCCGGCAUUGUGACAGUUGUGGCGCUGAGAUUUAUAUUGCAAAUUUACAAUGCCCUAACUGUGGUUUUGCCUGGGAGCCUUGUUUGAUUACUGGCUUCCCAGUAAUGAGAGGCAGCGAAGUAGCUUGCACCAACUGUGACAGGCCAGCUAACAAGAAUGAGUGGAAUGCUUAUUUAUUGUCAAAUUCCAGCUGUCCUUGGUGCUCUUCAAUCCAAUCGCAAGCUUUUUAA